AUGGCUCAGCCACUGGCUCUGAGCCUCCUUGUGCUGGUUCUGGCCCUCUGCAACCCCGGGACCCAAGGCAGCGAUGGAGGGGCGCAGGACUGCUGCCUGAGGUACAGCCAGAAGCCCAUUCCCAGCCACGCCGUCCGAAGCUACCGGAAGCAGGAGCUGAGUCUGGGUUGCCCCAUCACAGCCAUCCUGUUCAAACCCUGGAAGCGCUCUCAGCUAGAGCUGUGUGCAGACCCCAAGGAGGCCUGGGUGCAGCGGCUGAUGAAACGUCUGGACAAGGCGCCGGCCCCACAGAAAAAGCCUCAGGGCUGUGGGGAGCAAAAGGGGGGCUCCAAGCCUGGCAAGAAGAGAAGGUGCUCCAAAGCCUGCAAGAGGACUGAGCAGCCCACAGAGCCCAAAAGGGCCUAG
Messenger RNA from Orycteropus afer afer, 405 nucleotides. RefSeq names its product C-C motif chemokine ligand 21 (gene CCL21). Gene Ontology annotation, biological process: neutrophil chemotaxis; cellular response to type II interferon; chemokine-mediated signaling pathway. Gene Ontology annotation, cellular component: extracellular region. NCBI's taxonomy places the organism in Eukaryota, Metazoa, Chordata, Mammalia, Tubulidentata, Orycteropodidae. The transcript has 4 exons. Bases 1 to 405 code for a protein of 134 amino acids. Gene Ontology annotation, molecular function: CCR chemokine receptor binding; chemokine activity. The record is from RefSeq and is a predicted model, not a curated record.